This is a messenger RNA of Trichoderma asperellum CBS 433.97, 778 nucleotides long. NCBI's taxonomy places the organism in Eukaryota, Fungi, Ascomycota, Sordariomycetes, Hypocreales, Hypocreaceae. The record is from RefSeq and is a predicted model, not a curated record.
AAGUCAUUGGCCAAACCUCGUUCUGGCCUCUUUUUCAAUGGAACAGCAACAGCGGCGCGAGAAUAACAAUAACCUCUUUGGCGAUAGCAUUACACUCAACCAGGGCGAUGUUCACAGCUACUGGCACAACACCCAGGAAGAAGAAAAGGCAAGGUGCCUGUCGGGCUUACGCAUAACGGACCCCUGCCAUGAUAAAAUUCCCAUCGAGAGUACAAAGGGCGGCUUACUGGAAGAUUCAUACACCUGGAUCUUCGAACAUGAUGAUUUUCAACAAUGGCGCGAUAACGAAGAUUGCCGUCUGCUCUGGAUUCAAGGCGAUCCCGGCAAGGGCAAGACUAUGUUGCUCUGUGGAAUCAUAAAUAAACUGUGGGAUCAACGCAAUGCUAAGACGUUGGUUUUUUAUUUCUUCUGCCAGGCCACCGACCCGCGCAUUAACAGUGCGACUGUUGUGCUUCGGGGCCUGAUCUAUUUAGCUAUAGACAAGCAGCCAGAGCUUAUCUCUCAUAUACAAAAUAAAUAUAGGCACGGAAAGAAGACUAUUUUUGAAGAUAUAAAUGCCUGGACUGCACUGUCGGAAAUUUUCUCAAAUAUACUUAACGAUACAAGAUUGGAGCGCAGUUUUAUUAUUAUUGAUGCACUCGAUGAAUAUGUCACAGAUUUACGGAACCCCCUUGAUUUAUUACUACGAAAUCUGCUCUAUUUCCCCACGUCAAGUUGAUAGUAUCAAGUCGAAAUUGGCCAGAGAUCGAAGAAAGUAUAGGCCCUUCUACAAAUCAGC